Molecule: messenger RNA, 1446 nt
Organism: Suricata suricatta (meerkat)
Lineage: Eukaryota; Metazoa; Chordata; Mammalia; Carnivora; Herpestidae
Gene: MRPS9
Product: mitochondrial ribosomal protein S9
Exons: 11
Coding region: 39-1394 (451 amino acids)
Biological process (GO): translation
Cellular component (GO): mitochondrial small ribosomal subunit; ribosome
Molecular function (GO): structural constituent of ribosome; RNA binding
Source: RefSeq, a predicted model, not a curated record
GCCCCUUCACCCCCCUGCCCAGGUCUCCUGCCGCCAACAUGGCGGCUCCCUGUGUGUCCUGCGGCGCCCCGCUUUCUUACCGGCUGUUUCUCGGAGGUAGGGUCAGCUUUGCCCGCAGACACGGCGUCUGGAAAGCCGCAGCGGCUGAGUUGCAGAUAGGUGCCGGAUCCCAGAUAUUAAGGCUAAGACACACCACAGGUGUGACCACAAAGAAAAAUGUUGCAGCCUUAAGACGUGAAACUUACACAGUGGAUUUUAUUAAAAAGCAGAUUGAAGAGUUCAACAUAGGAAAGAGACACUUAGCGAACAUGAUGGGAGAAGAUCCAGAAACUUUUACGCAAGAGGAUAUUGAUAGAGCUAUUGCUUACCUUUUUCCAAGCGGUUUGUUUGAGAAGCAAGCCAGGCCCAUAAUGAAGCAUCCUGAACAGAUUUUUCCAAAACAAAGAGCGGUCCAGUGGGGAGAAGAUGGCCGUCCAUUUCAUUUCCUCUUUUAUACUGGCAAACAGUCGUAUUAUUCAUUAAUGCAUGAAACAUAUGGAAAGCUGCUAGAUGUAGAAAAACGUCAGAAUCAGUUACAAGCUAAAGGUUUAUUUUCAGAAAACACUAAAACCAAAGACCUGAUUGGCAGCAGAUGGCUGAUUAAGGAGGAACUAGAAGACAUGUUAGUGGAAAAACUGUCGGAUCAAGAUUACGCACAGUUCAUCCGGCUGCUAGAAAGAUUAUUGACAGUGCAGCGUGAUGCCGAAGAAGAAUUUGUGCAGCAGUUUCGUAGGAGUGUAACUAUUCAAUCAAAAAAGCAGCUGAUUGAACCUUUGCAGUAUGACGAGCAAGGAAUGGCCUUCAGCACAAGCGAAGGUAAAAGAAAGAGUGCAAGGGCAAAAGCUGUUGUUUAUGAGCAUGGGAGUGGAAGAAUAAAAGUAAAUGGAAUUGAUUAUCUGCUUUACUUCCCAGUGAUGCAAGACAGAGAACAGUUGAUGUUCCCUUUCCACUUCCUGGACCGGCUUGGAAAACACGACGUGACCUGCACCGUGGCGGGCGGCGGGCCGUCUUCGCAGGCUGGAGCCAUACGCUUGGCGAUGGCAAAAGCCUUGUGCAGUUUUGUCACCGAGGAAGAGGUCGAGUGGAUGAGACAAGGUGCCCGCCGAGGUGGGAGUCGGUGGGGGAGGGAGCUGUCUCCUCGUGACCUCGGGACUGCUGACCACCGACCCACGCGUCAGGGAGCGGAAGAAGCCGGGCCAGGAGGGCGCCCGCAGGAAGUUCACCUGGAAGAAGCGCUGAGCGCCCCUACACAGGCUGGGAGAGGAGAUGCCGGUGUUUGUGCCCACGUGCGGCCCACGGACGGGAGAGAUUUGCCGGCCAGUGUGAGGGCAUGUUGUGGGAUGGUUUGUUUUUAAAGGCUACUUUGUAAAGGUUACCUUGUAAAUACAGUUUUUAAAACAUGUUUAA